Messenger RNA from Amyelois transitella, 5409 nucleotides. It is a transcript of the gene retn, whose product is annotated as protein dead ringer. The record is from RefSeq and is a predicted model, not a curated record. Gene Ontology annotation, biological process: regulation of transcription by RNA polymerase II. The transcript is spliced from 10 exons. NCBI's taxonomy places the organism in Eukaryota, Metazoa, Arthropoda, Insecta, Lepidoptera, Pyralidae. Gene Ontology annotation, molecular function: DNA binding. Gene Ontology annotation, cellular component: nucleus. The coding region runs from base 147 to 1844 and encodes 565 amino acids.
GUCGUAUGCGCUCGUGUCCGCUGCCGCGAGUUAAUGUGUGUGUUCCCACGUGUACAGAAUAUACCCUCGUGGGUUUUUCUCCCUUCGUGAUUGCAUAAGCCGCCAAGAUUCGGGUGAAGAAUCGUGAGCCGGUGCCGGCGUAUGCGAUGGCCGACGCCGAUCGCGACUCGGACUUAGGAGACGAUAGCCCUGUGUCUGCGCGGUCUGAAGGCGAAUCGUCAGCAGACCAAUCUUGUGAGAGCUCUGACGAAGGCGUAGGCCGCGACGCCCCGGCUCACCAACCCUUGCAGCUCCAGCACCAAGCUCACCAACCUCUACCACACCAACCCCAACACAACAUGAACCACCACACAGUUAACCAUCAGCCAAUCAACAACCAUCAGCUGAACCACCACCAGAGGAACUCGCCGAGGCCACAUGAGCGGGAGUUGAAAGUGCGAGACGACUUCGAAUCACUCAAAACCUCACUCCAUCCCCACCUUUCGUCCCUAGCAUCUCUGGCCCAGGGUGCCCCCCUUUCUGCGCCUAGCAGCGUCUUUGCCUUAGCUGGUGGUGGACCACCUGGUGGGUUUCCAUAUGCUCCCCCGGCAUUCCUGGCACCCGCACCUCCCCCGCCAGCCCAGCCGGCCGGCUCCGCGUCCUCUUCAUCAUCAGAAGGCAGUGCUGCUGGCUGGAGCUUCGAAGAACAGUAUAAGCAGGUCCGUCAGUUGUACGAAAUCAGCGAUGACCCACAAAGGAAAGAGUUCCUAGAUGACCUCUUCUCAUUCAUGCAAAAGCGAGGCACUCCCAUAAAUCGGCUCCCGAUCAUGGCAAAGUCUGUCCUAGAUCUUUACGAGCUGUACAACUUGGUGAUUGCCCGCGGUGGUCUCGUGGAAGUCAUCAACAAGAAGCUCUGGCAGGAGAUCAUCAAGGGUCUUCGGUUGCCGUCUUCUAUCACUUCGGCGGCUUUCACACUUCGGACACAGUACAUGAAGUAUUUAUAUGAAUACGAAUGCGACAAAAAGAACCUAUCCACUCGCACAGAACUGGACGCAGCCAUUGAAGGCAACAAGAGAGAAGGCCGCCGCACCUCUGGACAGUAUGAUGCACAGGCUGCUCUCGGAAUGCCAACAAUGAGCCGAGGCAUUCCUCCGUCGUUUUCACAACUCACUCAACACAUGCAGCCGUUAUCACUUUCCCUCGGAGGGGGGGUGCCAGGAGUGCCUCGCCUGCCACCGAUGCCCCAACACAUGCCCUUGACUCAACAAGAGCUAGAGUUGAGAGUCAGAGAGUACAUGAAGAUGAUUAAUCACCAAAGAGAACUUAUGAGGAAUGUCUUCUGCUCAGGAUCGGAGUCGCCGCCAAGCAGCGGUCCGCCGAUGAUCUCGCCGCGUGACGCCGCAGCCCUCAGUGCCAUAGAUGUGUCCAGGCUGACCUUGUGGUCCCUUUACAAUAACAAUAACAACAGUCCACAGCCAGAAUUAGAGCCACAACGCGAGGCACUAAACCUAAGCGAGAGUCCCAACUGUACAAACGGGGGUAAACGCGAGGCUUGCCGCUCCCCGCCGCCCCCCGCCAAGCGCCGCGCCUCGCGCCCCCCGUCGCCGCGCUCGCCCCCGCCCACGCCGCAGAGCGAGCGCGGCACCCCGGCCAUGUCGCGCGCUUCCCUGACACCACAAGCCAACGGCCCCCCCACCAAUGGAGUCACCGGUGCUGCGUUCAAGAUCACUACUAGAGGUGAUGCCAACACAGGUGACCAACAACUCGUUGUAUCUAUAGAAAUCAACGGAGUCACAUAUGAAGGAGUGCUGUUUCCUUCACAAAACGGGAACGGACAAAAUAGUCACAGGCCGAUGGUCUCCUAAAUCAGAUAUAAUAAGUUUCCUUCUUAAAACCGGAAGAGAAAUGAGGACAUAUAAUUCAGCAACAGUCUAUGAUCUCGUGGGAAAAUACAAUUGCGAGUACAAUACUACCACCUUUAUAAGUCGCCUUGACGACACAGAAUACCGCAACCUACCGCCGAAUUAUACCGACUGAUUUUUUUAUAAAAUUUAACCUUAGUCCGAUAAUUAUAUGAUAUAUUUUAAGUUAACUGGAGGUUGCUACUCGUACUAAACUCACAAUCGAAAAAUUUCGCAAUAGUAGUAUCUUAAUAGAUAGAUGAAAUUCUUUAUUGCACCAAAAGAGUAAAACAUACAAACAGACGGAGAUGGUCCAAAUAAUGGACAAAGGCGGACUUAUCGCUAAUGCAAUCUCUUUCAGUCAACCUUUUGUGGAAAGAAACUAAACAGGAGAUUCAGACAGACAGUUUAGUUCGCAGAUUCCAAUGGCGCGAUUUGAUAGCUCAAAUAACUAUCCGGUUCACUGGAGGAGAUCCCUUCAUGAGAUAAGUCCGCCAUUGCAAGUGAUUUAUUUCUUUUAUAACUAUUUCUUGUAAGUGUGUUAAUUUGUGUGCAAUAAAGAUAGAACAAACAAACGAACUAACUAAUUACAAAGGUGGUAAUAUUGUACUUAAUGGAAUUAUUAUUUGGUAACUUCUAUACCAUUUGAUUUACUCAUAUUUUCGCAUCCUAAUAUGGCCAUAGACUAUUUGUCAUAUUUUAAAUUCCAAAUUUGAUUAAUAUCUGAAACUUCAAGGCGAUAAAUUCAUAAUUUAGGACCAUUAACACCGGCCUAGCUUUUAGAUAACAUUUUAUAAACGACAUACGGUAUAGACCCAACCUGUGCUAUACGAAUAUUGAAAAUUUGAUCUCAAAGCCUUAUCGAGGUAUUUGGGACUUAUUAUAUCCUUAUGCAAUUGUAGUAUUUUAAAAUAUUGAAACUCAAAUUUAUUAUAAGUACAAAAUACAUACAUCACACCAUAACAUCACAUUAUUCAUGUUGUUCUUAAGUUCAUCUUUAAUUUAUUUAAGUAUCCUUUGUAGUCCGGUUAUUUUUAAUUCGCAUUAAUUUAAAAAAAAAUGUAUCAAUGUAAGAAAUACUAAAAGUUUGCUAUGUAAUAAAUCCAAAUGCUCAAAAGUGAACUCACAAUGAAAAUGUUUUAUUAUGGGUGCCAUUUGGAUUUUCUUCAAAGUAUUUUUUUAUGUGUUUCUUUAAUUUUUCAACUUAAUACGAAUUAAUAUCUAAAUAGGACUAUUAGCAGCAAACUUUAUAAAUUAGACAAACGGGUUCAGAGCGAGAGGGAAAAUAACAUUAUAAUGUUAUAAAGUAGUUUUUAAUUUUUUUUUUAAAUUUCUUUAUAAAUUAUUUUUGAUGAAAAGAAAUUAGUGCCAUGCCUUGUGGUAAGGUGUAGGUAUAGUAUAGGUAAGUAUCUUAAAUUGAAAUUGCUCACUGAGGUGGCAACGAUGACUCUUAAUUUCUACUGCGUAUUCCCUUUUGUUAGAAUCUCCAAAUCCAUAACGAUAUCAAUACCUGAUUGCUGCCCUUUACAGCUGCUAUUGGUCCCCACUCUGUCGGCAUGACAACUUUUUUGUAACACUAGCCAGUGCCAGGACAAAGGACAUAAAAUCAUCAUCAUAUGAGAAUGUUAACUUCAUUAACCGUUGACAAUCAAACCCCUUUAUCAUGAAAAAUAUCAUGACAAAUACUUUCUUAUCGUCUCUCUCUUUACAUACUUCGAAUAACCGAAGUUCUAGGAAGAAAGAGUAGGUACCUAAUAUUAUAAUGUCAAGCUUCGUGAAUGAAGACCUCUAGACUGUAUACUAGGCUAAGAGCUAGCAAACCCUCCGAUUAACGGUCUUCCUGUAAGGCUAGAAAUUUGUAGAGUGAUGAUUCAUAGCACACCAAGACCAACAAUCAUGACCUGGCAGGCAUCUGCCCUGCACGUCAUCAACCCUUUUAUUUCUUAAAAUGUAAAAUACAUAAGAUAAAAAACUUAGGUACUGCUGCAAGCUCCAAAAUUUAUUAUCAUUUAUUUUAUUUAUUGAUAAUUAUAAAAAAAAAUUGACAGGUGAUUAGAGUAAGCAAAAGACAGUGACAGAAGACGUGCAGAGCAGCCAGCCUGCCAGGUCAUGAUUUUUGGCCUUGGUGUGCUAUGAAUCAUCACUCUACAAAUUUCUAGCUUUACAAGAGAGAAGAGCGUUACUCGGCGGGUUCACUAGCUCUCCAACUUUACGUAUUAUAUAUACCCACGUAAGGUAUAUAGACGUGAUUAUGUAUGUAUGUACUGAGGAGCGGUCGUAGUCAUUGCCAUCCGACGCGCGGCAUUGCGACUGCAGUCUCUACGUGAGACAAAAACUUUUGCUAUCUCCCUCUCGCCUCUAAUCUGUGUAAUUUAUUUAGUUUGUGCUUAUAUCAAUUUCAUGCAUAAUUGAUUUGUAAGACACUGCCUAGAAAGAAAACGAAAACAUUUGAAAAUAAAAAUCACGUGUUCUUGAUGGAUGUUUUUGUACAAUAAUUUUAAUACGUUUUUUUUAUGAUGUCAUAGAAGAUGACAAUUUAUGUAAAUAUAGUUUUUUACUUUAUAUUUAUAUAAUAAUUCGAUGUCCAUGUGAAAGAUUUUUAUGAUUGUGUAAAUUUGUGUAAAUAGAUUUUUAUUGACUGGAUGAUUUCGUACGUUUGCUUAUGUUGUGAUCGUGUUAUAUCUCUUGAAGGUGUACAUUUUAAUGUCAACUACGAUAUCAGUAUUUUAUCUAGGAUGUAAGUUAUUUAUAAAUGAGUCAGAUGUUUUCCUCUGUUGGACUGUUUGAGAAAAUCUAAAUCCGCAGAAGACUGUUAGUAAGAACUACUAGUAAGAACUAAAAAAAAAAAUAUAAAAAAAUGUAGGAAAAAAUGUCAUGAAUAAAUACAAAGAUUAAUUGCAAACGCACGCGAAGUUUUAUUUUAUUUUUCAAUAUUCAAACGCUAUUAUUUGUAUAUUUCUAUUAUUAAUUUACUGUGUACUUAACAAAAUUGAUAAGAGAAAUAUACAAAAUAAUACGUGUACAAUAGAUACAAAUGAAAAAAAUAUCCUUGAAAUUAUUUCAAUAUUUAGAAUUAUUGAACAGAUCCUAAAAGUCACACGCCGGCAAGUAAAAAAAAAGAAAUUGUAAUAAAAUAUUAAAAUUGCUAACAUAAAACCUCAUAUCCUUUUAGUUUUAAAUUGCUUGACAUUCACUGUAAGUAUUUUUGAACAAUUAAAUAUUAGAUUUCUCUGCUAUUUGUGAAGUCAUGGCCUUGCGUUAUUUUCCUUCCAACAGAGGAAAUACAGUUAUUUAUUGCAGGCAAUAAUAUUACAUUUAAAAAAAACACAGUCCACGGGUGACAAACCCUUUAAGUUCAAUGAAUAAUAUUCGAUCGAAUAAAAACACAGUAGAAAGAAGAAUUCUAAAAUAUUGUAAAUUAUUGACUCAUAAUAAUUGUACGCUGAUACUUACCAAAAAUUUUUUAUGAUAAUAAUUAAUCAAAAAUGUGCGAUAGUUUCUCUUUUUUUAUCGGUUUUGGCAGAGAUUU